CUGAUGUCCCACAAUGCUGCGCGGCGCAGUUCGGACAGUCCAGUCAGUCAAUCCACAUCCAGCAUUCGCUAUUAGCGCUGUCUUUUUGUUUAUAUAAGGGUUGCCAAAUGAUGAGUAUCGUGUUUUUAAGCGUCUGCCACUGUAACCGGACUGAUACUUACGGUGAUGCGCUCGUAACCUGCGUAACGGCAUCAUAAACGACUGCGCUGUGAACGUCCACAAGAGCUGCAAGAACCUGCUGCCCGAGUGCAAGAGCAAGGCGAAAGAUUCAGCGCAGAAGACGUCAAACGGCGCAGCUCAGUUGAAUAGUCAAGCUCUGAGAGACCCCUGCACUGCUCUGACCCCCAUCGAUGGCUCAUCCCGCUUGUCCCGCUGCUCUGCAGGUAUGACCGUACCACACAAAGGCCCCAGCGCUCAGCCCGCCUCCUCCAGCAACCCCUCGGCCAGUCAGAACAGCAGCAGCAGCGGCUCCAUCACAGGAGAGAUGGAUGAGAUUGACGCGUUCAGAGUGAGACGUCCUGCUGAUGACACCGUCUCUCUGGCCUCCACAGUGCCCGAAUCACUCAUCGUCGAAGAUGCACAUUACGCCACAGUGCGGAGUGAACUGGAAGCCCUCGCACAAGACUUCGAGGUGGAGUCCUGGAGUUUGGCUGUGGAUCAGCACUUCUCAAAAACACAUUCAAAGGAAGCCAUCAAGAGACAGGACGUUAUAUAUGAGCUCAUCCAGACAGAGAUCCACCAUGUGCGGACGCUGAAGAUCAUGCUCCGCGUUUACGCUCGAGAGCUGCGGGAGGCCUUACAGCUGGACGAACGCAGGCUGGACUGUCUGUUUCCCCGACUGGACAGCCUGCUGGAGCUGCACAACCACUUCCUGUCCCGUCUUAGAGAGCGCCGUGUAGAGUCUCUACAGCCAGGCAGCGAACGCAACUACGCCAUCAAUAAACUCUCAGAUAUUCUUAUAUCCCAGUUUUCGGGAGAGCUUGGAGAUCGCAUGAAGGAAAGCUAUGGGGAUUUCUGCAGUCGACACACUGAAGCGGUCAACCACUACAAAGAGCAGCUGCAGAGCAACAAGAAGUUCCAGAACCUGAUGAGAAAAUUAAGUAAUCUGUCAAUAGUGCGACGGUUAGGCGUCCCAGAGUGCAUCUUGUUAGUGACACAGAGAAUAACCAAGUAUCCUGUGCUUCUGGAGCGCAUCCUGCACAACACUGAAGCUGGAACAGAAGAGCAUGAAGGAUUGGCACAAGCUCUGGGUUUAAUCAAAGACGUCAUUGUUCAGGUGGAUGCACAGGUCAGUCUCUACGAGAAGGAAGCGCGGCUCAGGGAAAUCGCCUCUAAGAUGGAGCCCAAAUCCCUUGGGAAAAUUAAAGACGGACGCGUCUUCCGUAAGGAGGACCUCUCUCAGGGCCGCCGGAAGCUCUUGUUUGAGGGCACAGUCAACUGGAAAGCUGCUUCUGGUCGACUUAAAGAUAUUCUAGCUCUGCUUCUUACUGAUGUUCUUGUUUUGCUGCAAGAGAAGGACCAGAGAUACGUGUUCUCAACUGUGGACAACAAGCCGUCGGUCAUUUCUUUGCAGAAGUUGAUUGUGCGUGAGGUGGCGCACGAAGAGCGGGCAAUGUUCCUCAUCUGCGCUUCCUCAAAUGAACCCGAGAUGUACGAAAUCCACACCGCCUCAAAAGAAGACCGCAACACGUGGAUCACCCAUAUCCGUCAGGCGGUGGAGAGCUGUCCGCAUACUGAAGAGAGAUUGUUCAGUGAGGAAGAGGAGGCCAGAGUUGCCCGCGUCCGGGAGUACCAAGAGCGUCUGGCGCUGAAGGAUGCUCAGAUCACUCAGAGUCUGGCAGAGAAGCUGCAGCUGUUUGCGGAGCUGUCUGAAUGUGUGGCCGGUCUGGAGGACUCGGGCUCCCGUUCUCGUCUGCUCCUCCGCGGAGACACGUCUGACCUCCAGCAGGGGGAGACUCUGCUCAAAGCAGCCAUCACUGAAGUGGAGAACCUGCAGAACCUCCUGACGUCUCGAGUUCGAGGAACAUCGGCACAGACUGAAGGAAACCAGAGUCCGUCCUUGAGCUUGCUUCCACGCCGAGCCGACACAUUCGGCGGAUACGAUAGCAAUUCUAGUGCACUGCCUAAGAACGGCAGCAUUAAGAAGAAGGGUCCCGGAGCAGGAGGCAGGACGAGAGACAGGAGUCAACGGGCCAGUUCUGACCCACAGCUCAAAGAGGUGUUCACCUGUCAGGACCACGAUGAGCUGGACGAGGCUUCCUCACCUGCCAGCACCAACAUGUGGUCCUCGUGUAAACUUCCUGAAUCAGAGUUGUAUGAGCGUGUGCUGCUGCUUUCCCAGAGACUCUACAGUUUACAGGCCAUAAUCUCCCAGCAAGACAGCCACAUUGAGCUCCAGCGGGCCUCGAUCCUCACAGCUGAGCGGGAGCGUCCUGGCAGCCGAACCCGUGGCACCGACGUGCUCCUGGAACAGGAAAAGCAGCGCAACCUGGAGAAGCACCGCGAGGAGCUGGCCAACUUCCAGCGGCUGCAGAGCCAGCAUCGACAGGAGCAGGCGCGCUGGGAGCGGGAACGCGAAAAACAGCGGCGGCUGGCAGAAGCAGACCAGCAGAGGCUGAAGGAGAGAGAGGAGGAGUGCAGAAGGCUGGAGACACGUCUGGCAGAGGAGAGACUGGAGCUGGAGAGACAGAGACAGACCUACCAGCAGGACCUGGAGAGGCUAAGAGAGUCCACACGUGCCGUGGAGAAGGAGAAAGAGCGUCUGGAGCAGCAGAGGAAGCUGAAGAAGCACAACACUGUGCCCAAUACUGCAGCACUGUACACACAGGAGCUCACACAGCUUUCCACUUCCUCCAGCUUCAACGGUGAGUUUCUGCUGGGUGGAGCAGGAGAGCAGACGCACCCUCAGAAGUCUCUCCUGCGGGCCAGCCUCUCUGCAUCCCCCGCAGACUAUCCGGAACGUCCCGAAGUCCACUCGCGCAGAGAGAGCUCCUGCAACACCCUGCCUGCCAAGACCGAGGUUCCCAUCCAUCUCAUUAGCACCACCAACCAGCUGCACAAGCAGGGCAGCGUCCAGCAGCAGAUCCCCACCAAACUCGCCGCCCUCAGCAAGGGCAAGGAGAAGAGUGGAAAGGGGAAGAGUUCCCACCGUACCGACAGUUUGGCGUCUGUGGACAUGAAGCAGAUGCUGCCCAUCAAGCUGUCAGCAAGGGAUUCAGACGGAGGUCACAAAACCCGCCGACCCAUCAGCCCUCACCAACCUCAGCAUUCGCACUCAGAUUCCCUCAGCCCUCCAGACGCUUAUUCUGAUGCCCAGUCUAGCCUCGCGCCAGCCCUUCCCAAAACCCACAACCAGACCUCCCAGCAAACCCUACCGUACACUGUUAGCGAUGAAGCCGCUAAGGAGGACGUUAUCUUUUUCUGAACACCGCAUGGUGUAUAUGUUGACAUUUUGAAGCUGUCUUAAACUACUAAUGGAGCCGGAGUUUGUGAAGGAAAAAAAAAUGUCCAGAAAACCCAAAGACUUUUCAUGAUUGAAGUUAACUAGCGUGAAGAAAACUGUAGCAUGUGAAGGAUAAAUUGGCGUGUUUUUUUGGGUCGCAAUUUUGCACAGAGCUAAUGUUCCAGUGUUUUUGGAUGACAGUUUUCUCUUUGGUCUGUUCAGAUUUGGUUGUAGUACGUUGUGGUCAAUCUGGAGCAUUAUUGCAUAUGGAUAAGGACAAAUGGAUUAAAAGGUUUGACAUUUCGGCAACCGUUCUUAUUGAGUCCAGGAUAUUGUUUUUUGUUUUGGACCGUACACUGUAGACAAAUGUGCUGGAUUUUAACCUAGAUUGUUUCAUUGAAGAAAAGCCUUCAUUUCAGUGGUCAUUUUAUCCAUGGGGUUUUGUCUUUUUAAAGAUUUCUUCCCAAUUAUUACCAGAAAAUCUGAAGAAAAUGCUUUUUUUUUCUUUUUCUUUUUUUUGUGUCUUCAAAAUGAAGAGAGCAAAUGAUCUUGAUAUUUUGAGAUAACACUCAAACUAAAACAAGACGAAGCAUGCAAAUAUUUUAUAUAAUAAAUCAAUCCUGUUUUCAUCAUUAAAAUCAUCAAAAAGUCAAUUUAAGACAUGAUUUGGUUAAAAUCCUAAUUGAUCAUUACCGCAAUGCAAUAACAUUUUCAUUACUGUGGUAUAAAGUAGCUUGUCAAAUAUUGAAAAAAUUACAAUUGUUAUGCUAUGUUAACACCAGACACAACGUCUGUUAUGCAAAUAAAUUGCGCUAGUCCAUUCUUUUUUGAGUUUACUCAUUUCUUUCGCGCGUCAAAUUCAAUUUAUUCACGCAGCAAAUUCGCUUUACAAUAGACGCGCAUUUGUGUCAUGGGCAAGACUUCUGUCUGUCCUGUGACUAGCUUCGUUGCUAAAUGGCUAACAUGCAUUUUAUUGAGAGAAUAGCUGUGUUAUUCAACAACAGGCGCUUCAUGAUAAUCACGCCGCUACAAAAGAAAGCUCCUGAUUGGUUAACGUGGCAUGAAUUUCCGCUGAAGUUCAGAUUUUCCAACUCAAGCAAUACGUGCGUUAAGCGUGUCAAACACGCAAAAUGCUCAACUCGCUCCGCUUAAUUUGAGUGAAUUGUCACAUUCGCGCUACCUCAUCUGCAUGAAAUGCAGAGCAGGAUGUCUAUUCGCGUCUUUGCAUUGACUUCACAUGUAAAUGCGCUUGACACUUCAUCAGCGUCUGGUGUGAAUACAGCUUCAGUAUACUGUACAUCAGUGGUCCCCAACCUUUUUAUCACCGUGGACUGGUCAACACUUGACAAUUUUGGCAUUUAGGAGAUGAGGGGGUGGAGGGGGUUGCUAGGUGAACAUCAACAGUUUUCCUAGAUGAUGAUAACAAAACAUUGCUGCAGCUCUGAUACAAGUUUUAUUUAUGGAGAACAUUAAAAAGCACUGCAGUGUUUGGGUGUUCUGUGUUUGUCUGAGGUAAUUAGUCUACCGAAAUGUAUAAAAAGUAUAAAGCUGAUUGGUCAGUUUUUGUCACAUGACUCGUGGUGCAUUCGUGGCAUUCUGAAAAGCUGAGAUGUUUUCAACUGGGUGCACCUGGAAAACAAGAGCACGUUGCUUCCAAUAUGCUUGCGCAUGCAGCACGCCUCUAUUGGAAGAAACGAACUUGUGCAAGGAAAAGAUGCGACGUGUGAACAAGGUCGCCGUCAUUUACAGUCUACAGGAAUCGAUCUUGCACAGACAUGCUGGAUUUACCUGAUUUCUAGACAAAUGGGUUGCGGAUACAUUCUUUGGCAGUUUGAGGUCCUUCUUACUUAUUUUGCUAAUUUGUGGGUUAACUUUUAGUGCUCAAGUAACCGAGAUGUAACUGAGAGAAAACAGUCAUUUUUCAAAAUAAAAUAGUUUUCAAAAUAAAAGAUCGUUAAGACUCGGAUAAUAAAUAAAACAGAAACUAUUCAUCAUUUCUUGGCCCAGUAUCAACUGAUCUACGAACCGAUACCGGUGCGCGGCCCGGGGGUUGGGGACCAUUGCUGUACAUAAUGAAAAUAUUUACUUUACUGUAAUUGGACAAAAAAAAAUGACAGGAAUGACAUUUUGUUGGAUAUAUAUAUAUAUAUAUAUAUAUAUAUAUAUAUAUAUUUUUUUUUUUUUUGCAUUGUGGUAAUAAAAUGCAAGUAGUCCUAAAUAGAUUUUAUUUUCUGUUCUAAAUUAAGACCAUUUUUUAUUAUUAACAAACCGAACAAAAAACAUCUCUCUACACAAUUACAGUAAUGACAGUUACAUUUUAUUAAUUUAUUUUAGCCAUUGCGGUAAUGAAAAUUUGAACAGUCCUAAAUAGUGGGGGUUUCAAAUUCGUGCCAAACCGGAGUAGUUUGUCUUUUUCGACGUUAAAUAUUGUUUUAUACAUUUUUUUUGAAGCUUUCCUCCCCCACCCAAGUCUUAAAUAUUUCCACAGUCAAGAAGGAAAUCUGUCUUUUAACCUUGUUUGCUCUUAACAGAUUUACUCAUUGGCAUUGCCUCUUUUCUUAUGACCCACAUUUAUUUCAUUCCACGUCUAAUUUAAGUCCCUGAAGUUGUCAAGUAUGUCCUCUGUUCUCGAGCCAACCACAGAAACAGCUUCAUGAUGUAACACUUACUGUAAAUUUCAGAGUAAAGCCACCAAAGACUGAGGAUCGUUUCUAAAUCUAACCCUGAAGUCUCUGACGUUCGUUUCCUGCGACCGCGUGAUUUGUAUAUAUAUGUUGUACAUAAUUUCCUUUUAACAUAGAUAUGAGAUGUAGAUAUUAUGUGAUUGUGGCCAUCACAGAUGGUUGUGGCACUCGAUCGGGGUAUAAUUUUAUUUCAUUGUCAUGUGUCAUUCAUUUUUUAAUAUUUUAGUUUCAAUGAGACCCACAAUGCAUUGCUUUCAGAUAACAUUUCACCAUGAUGUAAGAAAGUGUUUUUAAUGUUAUUCAUCCUAGAUUUUGGGUUUCUAAAGGCUUUUCUGUGGUGCAAGUUUUCAAUUUGUAGCAGAUUGUUUUUUGGCCAUCAAUGAAGCAUGAAUGUCGAAUGAUGUUGAGGAAAUAUUAAUGAAGUCAAUGACUAAAUGCUGUUAGUUUAACUUCUUUAGCUACAGCGCACUUUACCUCUAAAUCAAUUGUCCUCUUUGAUUUCUUGUACAAAAGUGAAACAAAAAUCCAUCAGGUUGCUUUAAAUUGCCCGCCAUUCAUUGUGACUGUAUCGUCUUGCAGUUUUUGAAUGUACGACGUCAUCCAUUGGAGAAAUUGUCAAAUUAUUUCAGAUAUGUCAAAAAUAUAUAUAUGAUUUUUCUGUUUCUAGUUACACUAGCCACUUUUUGAAUACCAGCAUACUGUAAGGGGACCUCAAGUGUUAAUGUUUCUGAUAUUUCGUGUCUUAAGUUUGUAGAACACAAGGCCAGUGUGAUUUUUUUUUCUACCACAGCACUGUACUCACUGUACCGAAGUUUUAAAUGAUAGAAAUACUUGUGAACACUUAAAACUGCUGCCUUUAGAGACAUUUUAGUAAUAAAAUAUGUGAAAAAACUGA
This is a messenger RNA of Danio rerio (zebrafish), 7021 nucleotides long. The record is from RefSeq and is a predicted model, not a curated record. NCBI's taxonomy places the organism in Eukaryota, Metazoa, Chordata, Actinopteri, Cypriniformes, Danionidae.